Conger conger (European conger) is the source of this 5729-nucleotide messenger RNA. RefSeq names its product thrombospondin 2a (gene thbs2a). Gene Ontology annotation, biological process: cell adhesion; negative regulation of angiogenesis. Gene Ontology annotation, cellular component: extracellular region. Gene Ontology annotation, molecular function: calcium ion binding; protein binding. The transcript is spliced from 24 exons. The coding region runs from base 476 to 4033 and encodes 1185 amino acids. The record is from RefSeq and is a predicted model, not a curated record. Lineage: Eukaryota; Metazoa; Chordata; Actinopteri; Anguilliformes; Congridae.
AGGACUCCCACACAGCCAGGUGAACACCAGGACUCCCACACAGCCAGGUGAACACCAGGACUCCCACACAGCCACGUGAACACCAGGACUCCCACACAGCCAGGUGAACACCAGGACUCCCACACAGCCAGGUGAACACCAGGACUCCCACACAGCCAGGUGAACACCAGGACUCCCACACAGCCAGGUGAACACCAGGACUCCCACACAGCCAGGUGAACACCAGGACUCCCACACAGCCAGGUGAACACCAGGACUCCCACACAGCCAGGUGAACACCAGGACUCCCACACAGCCAGGUGAACACCAGGACUCCCACACAGCCAGGUGAACACCAGGACUCCCACACAGGGGGACGCCCACAUUCCCACAGUCACCACUCGGUGGCAUUAUAACAAGGGAAUACACAGGAAUAGACAGGAACUGAGUGUAACUCCUGAACGCUACAUGUAAAUUGGACAAAACGUCAGGAGCUAUGAUUCUCAGGAGAAGUGUCUACUGGCUGCCCGUGUUAUUUCUGUGCGUUUCUGCUGCGGCUCAAGAUGGAGAGGUGGAGGACGAGACCAUGUUCGACCUGUUCGAGGUGAGCCACAUCACGCGCAAGACCCUGGGCGCCAAGCUCUUCCGCGGCCAGGACCCCGACUCCCCGGCGUACCGCUUCAUCCGCUUCGACCACCUGCCCCCCGUCCAGGCGGCGGUGCUGAAGCAGAUCCUCCGCCAGGUCCAGAACAACGAGGGCUUCGUGUUCGCGGCGACCAUGCGCCAGGACCGCGGCUCGAGGGGCACCAUGGUGGCCCUGGAGGGCCCCGGCAACAAGCGGCAGUUCGAGAUCGUGUCCAACGGCCGCGCCAACACCCUGGACCUGGUCUACUGGACGGCGGGCUCGCAGAACGUGGUGUCCUUCGAGGAGGUGGACCUGUCGGACUCGCAGUGGAAGAACAUCACGCUGCACGUGCACGGCGAGAACGCCAACCUGUACGUGGGCUGCGGGCUGAUCGACAGCUUCAUCCUGGACGAGCCCUUCUACGAGCACCUCCGGGCCGAGGGCAGCCGCAUGUUCGUGGCCCGCGGGUCCACCCGGGAGAACCACUUCAGGGGCAUGUUACAGAACGUGCGCUUCAUCUUCGACACGACCGUGGACGAUAUCCUGAGGAACAAAGGUUGCGAGAUCAGCAAGCCAGAGCAAGUGAACGCCGUGAGCGAGACCACGGAGAUAGUGGACGCCAGUGCCGCCAUCACCACAAACUUCAUCGGGCAGAAGACGGCCAAGCCCAGCCCGGACGUGUGUGAGCGGUCCUGUGAGGAGGUCACCGGGCUGUUCCAGGAGCUGAAGGGCCUCCGCAUCGUCGUGGGCAACCUCAUCGACGGCCUGCAGAAAGUGAACGAGGAGAACACAGCGAUGAAGGAGGCUCUUAAGAGGAUGAAGAACUCGAAGGAGAAGCACAUGUGUUGGCAGGACGGCCGGCUGUUUGAAGACAAGGAGGACUGGACUGUGGACAGCUGCACAAAGUGUACCUGCCAGGAGUCGAAGAUCGCGUGCCACCAGAUCACGUGUCCCGCUGUGUCGUGUGCCAGCCCCUCCUUCAUCGAGGGCGAGUGCUGCCCCGCCUGUCUGCCGAUGGACAGUGAGGACGGCUGGUCCCCCUGGUCAGAGUGGACUGAAUGCACGGUCACCUGCGGCACGGGGACGCAGCAGAGAGGCAGGUCAUGUGACGCCACCAGCAACCCCUGCGGCGGGCCCUCCAUCCAGACCCGCAAGUGCAGUCUGGGAAAGUGCGACAGCCGCGUUCGCCAGGACGGAGGGUGGAGUUUGUGGUCCCCGUGGUCCUCCUGCUCGGUGACGUGCGGGGAGGGUCAGAUCACCCGAAUUCGACACUGCAACGCCCCCGUCCCGCAGCUGGGUGGCAAGGACUGCCAGGGCAACGGCCGAGAGACCCAACGCUGUGAGGCCAAGCCCUGUCCCAUCGAUGGAAGCUGGGGUCCCUGGUCGCCGUGGGCAACCUGCUCGGUAACCUGCGGGGGCGGCGUGAGGGGGCGCAGUCGAGUGUGCAACAGCCCCCGGCCCCAGUACGGAGGGAAGAGGUGCAGCGGGGAGCCCAAAUCCACCGACAUCUGCAACAAGCAGGACUGUCCCGUGGACGGCUGCCUCUCCAACCCCUGCUUCGGGGGGUCGACAUGCACCAGCGCUCCCGACGGGUCCUGGGAGUGCGGGCCCUGCCCCGUGGGUUUCCGUGGCAACGGCAGUUUCUGCGAGGACAUGAACGAGUGUGACAUGGUCUCAGAUGUGUGCUUCAAGGUGAACGGGUUCCAGCGGUGCAUCAACACCAACCCCGGCUUCCACUGCCUGCCCUGCCCGCCCCGCUACAAAGGCAACCAGCCCUUCGGCAUGGGCGUGCAGGCCGCCAAAAAGAACAAACAGGUUUGCGAGCCAGAGAACCCCUGUAAAGACAAAACCCACAGCUGCAACAAGCACGCCGAGUGCAUCUACCUCAGCCACUUCAGCGACCCCAUGUACAAGUGUGAGUGCAAGAUCGGCUACGCCGGCGACGGCCUCAUCUGCGGGGAGGACCCGGACCUGGACGGCUGGCCCAAUCAGAACCUGCCCUGCACCUCCAACGGAACCGUUCACUGCAAGAAGGACAACUGUCCCAACCUUCCAAACUCCGGGCAGGAAGAUUUCGACAAGGACGGACAAGGCGAUGCCUGUGACAAGGACGACGACAACGACGGAAUUGAGGAUGAAAGGGACAACUGCGCCCUGCUGUACAACCCUCGUCAGUUUGACUACGACAAGGACGACGUGGGCGACCGUUGUGACAACUGCCCGUACGAACACAACCCUGCCCAGAUCGACACGGACCACAACGGCGAGGGCGAUGCCUGUGCGGUCGAUAUCGACGGCGAUGAAAUUCUCAACGAGGAAGAUAACUGCCCCUACGUGUACAACACUGACCAGAAGGACACUGACCUGGACGGGGUGGGCGACCAGUGCGACAACUGCCCUCUGAUGCACAACCCUGACCAGACCGACACCGACAACGACCUGGUGGGAGACCAGUGCGACAACAACCAGGACAUCGACGAGGACGGCCACCAGAACAACCAGGACAACUGCCCCUACAUCCCCAACGCCAACCAGGCGGACCACGACAAGGACGGCAAAGGAGACGCCUGUGACUACGACGACGACAACGACGGCAUCCCCGACGACAAGGACAACUGCCGGCUCGUCCCCAACAGAGACCAGCGGGACUCUGACGGAGACGGCAGGGGAGAUGCCUGCAAGGACGACUUCGACAACGACAACAUUCCCGACAUCUUCGACGUCUGCCCCGAGAACAACGAGAUCAGCGUCACCGACUUCAGGAAGUUCCAGAUGGUGCACCUGGACCCCAAGGGCACGGCCCAGAUCGAUCCCAACUGGGUGGUCCGGCACCAGGGCAAGGAGCUGGUGCAGACCGCCAACUCUGACCCAGGCAUCGCAGUGGGUUUCGAUGAGUUCAACGCCGUGGACUUCAGCGGCACGUUCUACGUGAACACGGACCGGGACGACGACUACGCGGGCUUCGUGUUCGGCUACCAGUCCAGCGGCCGCUUCUACGCGGUGAUGUGGAAGCAGAUCACCCAGACCUACUGGGAGGACAAGCCCUCCAAGGCCUUCGGCAUCUCCGGCGUCUCGCUCAAAGUGGUCAACUCCACCACGGGCACCGGCGAACACCUGAGGAACGCGCUGUGGCACACGGGCAACACCCCAGGACAGGUCCGCACCUUGUGGCACGACCCCAAGAACAUCGGCUGGAAGGAUUACACCGCCUACAGGUGGCACCUGAUCCACAGACCAAAGACCGGCUUCAUUAGGGUGGUGGUUUACGAAGGAAAGGCCAUCAUGGCCGACUCGGGUCCCAUCUACGACACAACCUUCGCCGGCGGGCGGCUAGGGCUGUUCGUCUUCUCCCAAGAGCUCGUCUUCUUCUCCGAUCUCAAAUACGAGUGCAGAGAUAAUCCGGAUCUUCCCUCUAUGUUCAAAAGAUAACUGAGCUGCAUUUGAUUUUGGAACGGAUGCAGUGCUGCAUAGGCUCACCUCAAUCACUUCCUGGUCAUCGAGCCCUUCCCCUUUGCUGGCUCAACCAAUCAGAUGGAGCGUCACAACCUCAGGGCCCAAUCCAUGCUCUCUGCUCUACCAAUCAGAAACCAAUCAGAGGGAAGAACCAUUUUUGCCUCAUGUGUUUGACACACCCUUAAACAUUAAAUGUAGUAUUUUUUUUUUUAGAUAUGCACCAAAUUUUGGUUGGGGGGGAUCAUGCAAAACAUGUACAUUGUCAUUGUUUUAAAGAGAUCAUUAGAAGUACAACCACUUUUGCAGUUUUUUUUUGUACUGUUAAUUUUUAUUUUAUUUUAUCCGCAUCACCUUCAUUCACUCCUGUUAUAAGAACAUCUUGUGACCAGGUACAAGAGUUGACAAAUAUUAGUUCACAACAUUAUUUAGAAGCUUUUGGUCUGUAAAUCUAAGAAGGCAAAGCUGAGGUAACGUCUCUCCACCUCACAAACAGCUUGGUGAAAUCCACAUUCAGUGGCUUUGCUUUCCCUAUCUCUCCACACAGCAGCAUCGAUCUUAAUUGCACAAAUAGCUUUUUAUCAUUACCACAUUGUUUCCUGCCAUCUUGAAUAUGUGCCUUUUUAAAGGUUAGUUUGUUGUGUGUUUUAGUUGGUUUCUAUACCCAAAGAGGGAUCCUUUUCAAGCAAGUGUUUUUUUUUAAAAAGAGUAUUAUUGCCAGGAGGAUGAAGAUGUUUAUAUUUAGAGUGUAUUAUAAUUUCUUCUGUAAAUUAUUUAUGUUUUUCUUCCAACAUUAAAAAUGAUUUGUUGAUUUUUUUUUUUAAUAGGUUUUUUUCUUUUUUGUUGUUGUUGCUGCCAGAUUGUAAAUACUUAUUUAUUUGUUCACACUGACGAAAUUUCACAAUUGAAGUGCAAACAACUAAAACAUUUUCCAAACAUCAAGACCAAAUACACUUUAAAGACAUUUUUCGUUGGGAAUGCUACUUUGCGCAUUGCUUGAUCAAUAUAUUCGCCUGAUAAGCAUUACAUUACAGCUGUGCCACCUUUAUCCUUAGAACCUGCAAGACAAAAACAAAACUACUUUACGGUUUAUUUUUGCGCGGUUGGAAGCAGACUGUGACUGCACCAAAAUGCCAGGUCUAUAGCGAGUGCUACAUCAACACUGUGACUUUAAGAAUGUUCGCUGCAGAAAUGUUAAGUGUAAAAGCUGUGCUGAUUUCAUUGGCCAGUGGUCAUAUAUCAUUGAGGCAGAGCAUUGUGGGACGGAGAAAGUGUCAGAUGGGAUGCAGCCAUAACAUUUUAAUGCGAGUAAAUAUUGAACCAAUGUCAAGAGCCCAUUUUGAUGGAGCAGACAGAUGUUCGUUUGUAUUUUUACCUUGCCAGAAAUUAAACCCUGUGCAGUAAUUAAAAGCAUUGUAACUUUAGAGGUACCUCUCCUGAAUAGGCUGAAUCAUAUGGAUCAAGACAUUGGCAAUGUAAACUAGACUGGUUUUGUUAUGUAUAGCAUUAUUGUUUAAUAGCUAGCAUAUUAUAUUUUGUGUUUUGUAUGAUAUUUUGUGAUGCACAAAUGUAAAUUCUUUCUGAUAUCCUUGUUUGAUAUACAUUUUUAAAACAAAUGUGCAAGUGUUAAGAGAUUAUCUUGUUUCAUAAAUAAAUAUUUUAUAUGUCAUUCUAA